UCUGUGGUUUUUGCAGGUUGAACUGAGCAUCCUGUUGGCUGUGAAGCAGUUAGCACAGCUCACAGCGGGGACAAGAGGAGCUGUAGACUGUAGAUUAAAUGCCUCAGGGUUCAUCAUGGUGUGUGGAGGAUUUACCUGCUCGAAAAAUGCUCUCUGCGCUCUCAACGUCGUUUACAUGUUGGUGGGGCUGCUCCUGAUUGGUGUAGCAGCGUGGGGGAAGGGCUUCGGGAUCGUGUCCAGUAUCCACAUCAUUGGUGGUGUGAUUGCCGUGGGCUUUUUCCUGCUGCUCAUCGCCAUCGUCGGCCUCAUCGGAGCCGUCCAUCAUCAUCAAGUCAUGCUCUUCUUUUACAUGGUCAUUCUGUUCAUCGUGUUCCUCUUCCAGUUUGGUGUGUCCUGCUCUUGUCUGGCCAUGAACCAGGAUCAGCAGGAGACGUUGAUGAACUCCACUUGGAGAAUUAUGAGCAGUGAGACCAAGGCAGAUUUGGAGGACAAGCUGGACUGCUGUGGCCUGUUCAACAACACCGCAAGCCGCCCGCAGUUCGAUGUUGACGUGGACCUUUGUAAAGCUAGCUGUGUAAAAUCUCACUGCAUGACUUGUGGUCAGAAAAUGCUGCAGCAUGCAUCCGAGGCCCUGAGGAUCCUGGGUGGUGUGGGCCUCUUCUUCAGCUUCACUGAGAUUUUAGGAGUUUGGCUGGCCAUGCGCUACAGGAACCAGAAAGACCCCCGAGCAAACCCCAGUGCAUUCUUAUAGUCUCCCAGCCUCCACCCGGUCCCACAGUGCAGCAGCGUAGAUGAGUGUUUCCUCUUCCCUUUGCACACCCGGAGGCACUCGGUCAUUCAGCACGGACUUCAGACUGUACACUGACUUGCUGCUCUCUACAUGCCUUCUCAAUGAUUUUAUGGCACCAAGACCUAAAGAGCCCAUUUAAAAAAAAAAAAAAA
Molecule: messenger RNA, 942 nt
Organism: Ictalurus punctatus (channel catfish)
Lineage: Eukaryota; Metazoa; Chordata; Actinopteri; Siluriformes; Ictaluridae
Gene: tspan31
Product: tetraspanin 31
Cellular component (GO): membrane
Source: RefSeq, marked provisional